AUGCAUCUCUUACAAUGUCUUCUUUCGACCAUUUCUCUUGCCUCAACGGUUGCAGCCUUUGUGCCUUAUUCAUUUAACCUCGAGGUCUCGACCGACGGGUCUGCCAGCAAUGAUGUCGCCCGCCGUUUCGUGCCCUGGAAAUUAGUGCCAGACGACUCAGACAACGAACCCGGGUCCUCUUCAAACGGUGUAUCCUUAACGUUGGGCCUCAGAAAGUUUCCUGUCCGCCGUGAUAACAAUUAUAAAGUUGUCUUGGCAGAAGACCCUACAACACCCAACACUGCCGCUCUUAACCAGGAGGGCCUCGAUUUCUCUUACUUUGCUACGGUCAGGAUCGGCUCUCAAGACCAGCAGAUGUGGAUGGUCCUGGAUACGGGGGGACCGAAUACGUGGGUCUUUGGCUCAGACUGCACGACUGAGGCCUGUCAACGGCACGAAACGUUCGGUGAAGCUGCUUCAAAGACUCUCCAGUUAUUACCGCUGAACUGGGCUGUCGGGUAUGGGACAGGAUUGGUCAGCGGUGUCCUUGGGAAAGACAGUCUCUCACUUGCUGGUUUGGAUGUAAAUAUGACGUUUGGCUUGGCCAAAAAUGCUUCCGCCGAUUUCGAAUCGUAUCCUGUGGAUGGUAUUCUUGGCUUGGGACGAUCGGCUAAUAGCAAUUUCAACACUCCGUCGUUCAUGGAAUCCGUCGCGGCGCAACGCGUUCUCAAAUCAAACAUCAUCGGAUUCAGCUUCUCUCGCAACUCGGAUGGUGCCAGAGAUGGAGCGGCGAAUUUUGGCGAGCUGGAUACGACCAGGUUCACGGGCGAUAUCGUCUACACGAACACAACUGGAGACAGCAAUAACUGGAGGAUACCCUUGGACGAUGCCAGUGUGAAUGGUACACCUUGUCGUUUCGCCAACAAGACCGCUGUCAUCGACACUGGCACGUCGUACGCCAUGCUUCCCCCGAAAGACGCCACAGUGUUGCACAACCUCAUUCCGGGUGCUGUCACGACCUCACAGGGGCAGAAUUUCACCCUGCCGUGCAACUCGACGGCAGUGGUGCAAGUGAGCUUCUCUGGCCUUAGCUACAACAUCUCCCCUAAGGAUUACGUCGGACCGCACUACGGUUCGGCGUGCGUGUCGACUAUUGUGGGACAAGCCUUGUACGGGGACGACGUGUGGCUCUUGGGCGAUGUGUUCUUGAAGAACGUCUAUUCUGUGUUCGACUAUGAUAAGCAUCGGAUUGGCUUCGCAAAUCGUUCUGCCCCUAUUACCUCACCGACCACUACGGUCGCUACGGCCUCUGCGACAGACGGAGCUGGGUCGACUUUGACCGACUCCGUAGCAGUCCAUACUGGGAGUGCGUCGAGUAUUGUAUCUCGAUUUGUCCACUGGCCCGCCGUUUCGGUACUUCUUUGCAUGGUGUUGCUGUAG
This is a messenger RNA of Aspergillus viridinutans, 1419 nucleotides long. RefSeq names its product pepsin-like aspartic protease. The coding region runs from base 1 to 1419 and encodes 472 amino acids. Gene Ontology annotation, molecular function: aspartic-type endopeptidase activity. Gene Ontology annotation, biological process: proteolysis. The transcript has a single exon. Lineage: Eukaryota; Fungi; Ascomycota; Eurotiomycetes; Eurotiales; Aspergillaceae. The record is from RefSeq and is a predicted model, not a curated record.